Xenopus laevis (African clawed frog) is the source of this 2139-nucleotide messenger RNA. It is a transcript of the gene tmem278.L, whose product is annotated as transmembrane protein 88. Bases 603 to 1142 code for a protein of 179 amino acids. NCBI's taxonomy places the organism in Eukaryota, Metazoa, Chordata, Amphibia, Anura, Pipidae. The record is from RefSeq and is a predicted model, not a curated record. The transcript has 2 exons.
CAGGAGCAGCGGAUUGGCUAGUGGGCGCUGAGAGUUCUUUGAGGCAAGCUUACAAAGCCAAGGCAGUGCACAGUGCUGCAUCGACACUGUGAUGCUGAAACAGCCAUCUGCUAACACGGUCGCUAUGCAAUCUCUGGGAUGGUUCUUCUCAAGAGACAGUCUCUAACAGACCCACUCUCAUAUUUACCCACUGUUGGAAUACAUCUGAAACUCUCCCAUGGAACCUGCCAACCAGCCAACUGUGUAACAGUGGACUCCAAUAACAGACUCCAAUAACAGGAGGGAAAUAUAAAGAUCUUUGAAAUCCAGAACAUCCACGAGGAUAAAACUGAAUCUUGGUGAGACCUCAAUUACUUUAAAGGACAAUCACACACAAGUCAAAUCCAAUAUUACGGCAAGAGGAGAAAGGAGAGCUCAAGUGACACGCUAAAUAAACAAAAGGAGGAAAAGGACAGGAGCAGAUGGACUUUUGCUACAAGCAGUUGUGAACAUUAGGGUUUGGAAAUUAAAGUUGACAAGGGAGGAGAACUGUGAUACGAGAGCUAGGCUGAGACUAAACAUUUGUGUUAGCAGGUUGAAAGAAGUCAAGGUUACUGUAAAACAUGUCUGACCAAGACAUUGAAGACUUUGAAGCAGACAAUAUGUCAGAUACCUCUCAGAUGAUCCCCAGCCUCCCACCCUAUAAUAUGGAAGAUCAGCUCCUGCCUAUGGAGUCUCGGAGCAGGUGGGGGUGCUGGAUGUGGACGCUGCUGGUUACCGGAGCUAACUUUGUGGCUUUCCUAGCUAACUUCAUCAUACUGUUUUUUAUAUUCACCAUUGUCCUGACACCCACUAUCGUUGUGGUUUACUUUGGGUUUCAAUGCCACUCCAGGGUCUUGCAUUCCGACGCCUCGUAUUGCAAAACCCUACUGGAUGACAACAGCUCCUCGGCUCUGAUAAUCCUGGGUUUCGUUAUGAUGUCUCCACUGAUCGUGUUGGCCAUGGCUGUAUACUGUGGCCUUGCCAGGAGACUGCGGCUCUUCAUGUGUUUUCAGCCAUACACGCGGGCUCUGUAUAAGGGGGUGCGAUGGAGAUGGUAUGAAGAGGGUGGAAUAUGUGGCUGUGCCAGAGAAUGGAAUAGCCAUGUCAAAGCAUGGGUAUAAAUGUCCCAAAGACUGAUGCCAAGUUAUUAUUUCUCUUUGCCCUUCUGGAAAGAUCCAUCCUUCGUUCUUAGUGCAUUAAAUAAACUCAGGUCUUCUGCAAAGCUUUCUGCUUAGUUACAAAGAACAGUUACCAGCUGUCAAAUCAGCUACUCCUUCCUUUAAUUUCAUUGUCCCCGUCAAAUGGAGGCGUAUUUACAAAGUGUAUUUCUUUUCUGGUAUCAGGACCCUGAUAAUGUCACCCAAAAAACUAUCCCAAAAGAACAGUAUGUCAGUAUGUAGAGUGCACUGGCAUUUUCUGCUUAUUAUUGAAGAGCUUGGCUCAUAGAUUUCUAUUGGUGUAUUGUAUUUUGUUCAUUGUGUACAGAACAUCACAACUGUGUUUCGGUGGCAGUAUCUUUCCAUUGUGUCAGUCAUUAGAUGUUGUAUUAGCUGCACUUCCAAGGCAUAUAUCCUGCAGUGCACACUGUAUGAAGUAGAUUUCUAUAGAUAUCAUCCACAGCAUGUAAAGCACUCUCCUCUACAAAGCACCGUACAUUUGCAUGUUAUUCAUGCCUAAUGCAUAGUCACAUCUGCUAAGGCAGCAGCAUUCUGGAAAAAGAGUGUCACAUUAUACUAUAAGAGCUGAGUGAUGUUGUGGCAUUGCUCUUAAAAUGCCCUAUAGGUGAGACUAUAAAUAAGAACCACAAUGUCUGUCUACAUUAUCUCUCUCUGUCUAUCUGUCUUGCCCUCUAUGGUAUAUUUCACAAAAUAUACCAUGAAUUUAUAUCCAGACGAAGAAUAAUAGAUGGCAUCUUAACAUGUCAUAAAGGUAUAUAGAUGUUUCAUACUUGUGUGUAAUUUGAUCUUAGCCAAGGGAUAUUAUUAUGAAACGAGUCUCAGUUUUCAGUUUCCUCUGAAUGUUGUACAGUAAAUGAUUUUUUUUUUACAUUCUUAAAUGUAAUACAUUUGCACUGUAUUAAGGAAAGAUUGGAAACAAUAAAGAUACCCUUAAUGCAAA